AUGUACAGUGAUCGCGGCACAACAUUUGUCUGUGCUGAUGCUCUAAUGAAGGAUGAACUACAAUUAUUACGAAACCAACUGGAGGCUGGCUCUGUGUACGCCUCAACAAUUGGCGUAAAUUGGCAUUUUAUUCCUCCUGCGGCUCCGUAUUUUGGGGGCCUUUGGGAAGCUGGAGUCAAAAGUGUGAAAUUUCAUCUAAAACGGGUGAUCAAUACCGCGACUUUAACGUUUGAAGAAUUCUACACACUCCUAAAACAAGUUGAAAGUUGGUUGAAUUCGCGAUCACUCACUGCUCUAUCUGAUGAUCCCGGUGAUCUGUCAGUAUUGGCACCAGGUCACUUUCUGAUCGGACGAGCGCCAAACACUAUACCAGAAUCUAAUAUAUUGAACACAAAAAUAGGCAUAUUGUUUCGAUGGAGAUUAUUAAGCUAG
Teleopsis dalmanni is the source of this 432-nucleotide messenger RNA. RefSeq lists its product as uncharacterized. Bases 1 to 432 code for a protein of 143 amino acids. Lineage: Eukaryota; Metazoa; Arthropoda; Insecta; Diptera; Diopsidae. The record is from RefSeq and is a predicted model, not a curated record. The transcript has a single exon. Gene Ontology annotation, molecular function: nucleic acid binding.